Didymella exigua CBS 183.55 is the source of this 1658-nucleotide messenger RNA. RefSeq names its product pantothenate transporter liz1. NCBI's taxonomy places the organism in Eukaryota, Fungi, Ascomycota, Dothideomycetes, Pleosporales, Didymellaceae. The record is from RefSeq and is a predicted model, not a curated record. Gene Ontology annotation, cellular component: plasma membrane. Gene Ontology annotation, biological process: pantothenate import across plasma membrane. The transcript has 4 exons. Gene Ontology annotation, molecular function: pantothenate transmembrane transporter activity. The coding region runs from base 201 to 1640 and encodes 479 amino acids.
ACUUCGCGUCUAUCAGUAGAAUACGCGCGGGUGAACAUUACCGAAUUCUACCUGGCCUUGGCGGCAAUCGUGCCGGCCCAUAUAAGGGAAGCUCAACUGGCACCGUCAGAGCCGUUGUGAAGGAACAGAGCAGCUCACAUUCUAGUCGCAACUCCCAUCCAGACCUCAUACAGCUGUGAGGCUCUUCGACAACAGCUGCGAUGGCGAACGGCUUCCUUCAGUACCUGCGGGGCUCCCACAAUGCGCCUGGCGAGCGCAAGCUGGUGCAGAAGCUCGACUUCUUCAUUCUCACAUUCUGCUGCCUCAUGUACUUCUUGAAUUACCUCGAUCGCACCAACCUGAACAACGCAUACGUCUCGGGCAUGCGGGAGGAGUUGCACUUCAAAGGCAACCAGUUGAACCAGAUUAACACUGUCUUUACUGUUGGCUACACUAUUGCCCAGGUGCCUUGCAACAUCGCUUUGUACUAUAUCAAACCGAGAUAUUUCUUCCCAGCAUGCAUGGUAGCAUGGGCGGGCUUGACAAUGGUGACGGCUGCAGCCCAGAAGCCUCAAGACAUCAUGGCCAUUCGCUUCUUCCAAGCCAUGUUUGAAGCAUCGACCUUCGUUGGGACCCACUACAUCCUAGGCUCCUGGUACACUGAGAAGGAACUGGGCAAGCGCUCAGGUAUCUUCACAGCGUCUGGGCUUGCCGGUACCAUGAUCGGAGGGUUCAUCCAGACUGGCAUCCACUCUAGCAUGGACGGGCUGAACGGUCUGUCAGGGUGGCGGUGGCUCUUUGUGAUCGAUGGAAUCAUCACAUUGCCUGUCGCCCUAUAUGGCUUUCUGCUCUUCCCCGAUACCCCAAGAAACACGAAAGCCCCAUACCUCAGUGCAGAUGAGAAAGCUCUCGCGAUCUCACGUGUUCCAGAAGUCUCUGAGCGAACGCCUAUCUCGUGGAGCUUCUUAAAGCACUGCUUUUCGACCUGGUACUGGUACUUCUUCGUCAUUCUCUGGAUCCUCGCAGGCGAAACCGAAUCGUUCAGUACAAACGCGCUUCUCGCUCUGUAUAUGAAGUCGCACCCAGCGAAGAAAUACACUGUGACACAGCUGAACAACUAUCCGACUGGGAUCCCCGCGGUCGGUAUCGCCUCGACACUCUUCUGGGCGACGCUCACCGACUUCAUAGGUGGCAAGCGCUACCUUGUUGGGUAUUGGAUCGGUCUGACCGGUGUUAUUACAAGUGCUUUGAUCCUAGCGUAUCCGGAGAGCACCACCAUACACUUUGCGAUGUACUACUGGGCCGGCAGUGUUUAUGCCUGUCAAGCCACCUUCUUCGCAUGGGCUAAUGACGUACUGCGCUAUGAAGAAGACAGCCUGCGCGCUGUGGUCAUCGCAUCGAUGAACAUGGGUAGUAACGCCGUCAACGCAUGGUGGUCAAUCGUAUUCUACGGCGCGAACUUCGCACCUUUCUUCACACGUGGCAUGUGGGCCAUGAUUGCAGUGUCAAUUGCAAUGGCCAUCUGGACAGCACUGCUCGUGUGGCAGCAGGUACGGACCGAAGAGAGAAGGGAAAUGGAUAUCAUUUCAACGACACGUGCGACCAAAGAGCAGGACCUGGGCCAGGCUGAUCACCUGGCUCACACGGUCGAGAAAGUUUAGGGCAAGCAACUUCGUUGA